UCUGUCUCCUCCCUUCGUCGUCUCUCUCUCUCUCUCUCUCUCUUCCUUCUUGCAGGUAAAGCUUCGUUGAAUCUUCCUCUUUAUAGCUUUCUUCCUAAAUCUCACUUUUACCUAAUGAUUGAGCUUAUCAACAGAUCUGAUCACUACGUCUGUGAAUUACAAGUAACGAUUCGAUCUGGUUCCUUUGUGCAAUUAAACAGAGAUGCAGGCAUCAUCACGAGCGAGACUGUUUAAAGAAUACAAAGAGGUUCAACGAGAGAAAGUAGCUGAUCCAGAUAUUCAAUUAGUCUGUGACGAUACCAACAUUUUCAAAUGGACUGCUCUUAUCAAGGGACCAUCGGAGACGCCUUAUGAAGGUGGAGUAUUUCAGCUUGCAUUUGCUGUUCCUGAGCAUUAUCCUCUGCAACCUCCUCAAGUGAGAUUCUUGACCAAGAUAUUCCAUCCAAAUGUGCACUUCAAGACAGGGGAAAUUUGCCUCGACAUUUUGAAGAACGCUUGGAGCCCCGCUUGGACGCUUCAGUCCGUGUGUAGAGCUAUCAUAGCGCUGAUGGCUCAUCCUGAGGCGGAUAGUCCUCUUAACUGCGACUCAGGGAACCUUCUAAGAUCUGGGGAUGUGAGAGGGUUCAAUUCAAUGGCACGCAUGUAUACACGCCUCGCCGCGAUGCCUAAAAAGGGAUGAUACUAUUGCGUUUCUGUAGUGAUAAUGAUUUGCGAGAGUGAAUACAUUAUUUUUAAGUUUCACAUUUGUAAGUUUAUAAGGAGAUGUUUCCUCUUAUUAGUUUACAGUUUUACCAAUAUUACAA
Messenger RNA from Capsella rubella, 803 nucleotides. Its product is annotated as protein PEROXIN-4. Lineage: Eukaryota; Viridiplantae; Streptophyta; Magnoliopsida; Brassicales; Brassicaceae. The transcript is spliced from 6 exons. The record is from RefSeq and is a predicted model, not a curated record. The coding region runs from base 203 to 679 and encodes 158 amino acids.